Molecule: messenger RNA, 982 nt
Organism: Fusarium redolens
Lineage: Eukaryota; Fungi; Ascomycota; Sordariomycetes; Hypocreales; Nectriaceae
Product: glutathione S-transferase
Exons: 1
Coding region: 153-818 (221 amino acids)
Biological process (GO): L-phenylalanine catabolic process; glutathione metabolic process
Cellular component (GO): mitochondrion; cytoplasm
Molecular function (GO): maleylacetoacetate isomerase activity; glutathione transferase activity
Source: RefSeq, a predicted model, not a curated record
AACGUUUUACACAAUGACAGCAUACCUGCACAAUCAUUCUGGUGACAUAAGAAGGGCGUGGCCUUGGGGUGAAUGUGAGGAGGUUCUCUGCUUCUCUUCAAUUAUAUUGCUCAUAUCUACAGGAAUAACGUGAUCAAACUGCAUCGUUCGAUAUGUCAGACUCUCCGUAUACUCUCUACUCUUACUUCAGAUCCUCCUGCUCAGCGCGUAUUCGCAUCGCUCUCAACGCAAAGGGAAUUCCCUAUGAGCUAGCAUUUGUUAAUCUGCUCAAAAAUGAGCAUCUCUCCGAUUCUCACAAAACUCUCAACCCAUCAGCAUCCGUCCCCGUCCUCAUCUCCAAUACAUCAAGCGACAAACCCUUUCGCAUCGGUCAAUCCGUCGCAGCCCUAGAAUAUCUCGAAGAAAAACACCCUUCCCAUCCCCUCCUCCCCUCCAACCCCGAAGCACGAGCAACAGUCCGAACCCUCGUCAACAUCAUCUGCGCCGACAUCCAACCCGUUACAAACCUGCGUAUCAUGCGCCGUAUCAGAGAACUCGGCGGAAAUGCAGAAGAGUGGAAUUGUCAGCUCAUGACUGAUGGACUCAAGGCUUAUGAGGAGAUUGUUAAGGACUCAGCGGGGAAGUGUAGUGUUGGUGAUGAGUUGACGUUGGCGGAUGCUUGUUUGAUGCCUGCUAUGUGGAAUGCUGAGAGGUUUGGUGUUGAUUUGACGCUGUUUCCGACGAUCGGGAAGAUUGUGGAGGGUUUGAAGGAUCACCCUGCUGUUGUGAAGGCGCAUUGGCAGAAUCAGCCUGACACGCCUGACAAUCUCAAGGCUUGAUGGAUACAGAAUUGAUAUACAAGGUCUGAGUAGUCUUACGGUAGUUUAAAAAGAAAGCUUGGGCUUCUUCAAGAAGCUCAAACAUUGAGGGAGUGUCGCGCUGCCAUGAUCUGACAUGCUAAGAUAUGGAUAAAAUGUACGCAAACAUGACAGACGAAGUGAUG